AGUGGCAUGAGAGUUUGAGUCCUAACAUUAACUCCUCUCAUCUGCCCAACUUUCCUCUGUUUCUACUUUAUAUUACAACCCUGUUCUCUCUUUCCUGUCUCCCUCCAAACCUCAUCAUAGCUAUACCAAGAAGACUCUUUCCAAAAUGUCUGAUAUCUCGAGCUCCGUGAAGCUUAAAUAUGUAAAACUCGGUUACCAAUACCUAGUCAACCACUUCCUCACUCUCCUUUUGAUUCCAUUCAUAGCAACCGUCGCCAUUGAGCUUCUCCGAAUGGGUUCCCAUGAUUAUCAACAAAUACAAGCUCCGAAGUAACAUCAAAAGCUAUAACCUUUCCGGUAUGGGAUGCAGUGCCGGCCUUAUCUCCGUCGAUGUAGCCCGUGAUUUGUUACAAGUCCAUCCUAAUUCCAACGCAGUCAUAAUUAGCACUGAGAUCAUUACUCCUAAUUACUACAAGGGUAAUGAGAGAGCCAUGUUGCUCCCAAAUUGCCUAUUCCGCAUGGGAGGCGCCGCCGUUCUUCUCUCUAACCGCAAAUCCGACAGGUGGCGAGCUAAGUACAAGCUCUGUCACCUUGUCAGGACUCACCAGGGUGCUGAUGACAAGGCGUACUACUGUGUUAUGGAGGAGGAAGAUAAGGAAGGUAACGUUGGGAUCAACUUGUCUAAAGAUCUCAUGACAAUCGCCGGAGAAGCCCUGAAGGCUAACAUCACUACCAUAGGUCCUCUGGUUCUACCCGCAUCGGAGCAGCUUCUCUUCCUCUCAUCUCUUAUUGGACGUAAGAUCUUCAAUCCAAAGUGGAAGCCGUACAUACCAGACUUCAAGCAGGCCUUCGAGCAUUUCUGUAUCCACGCAGGAGGAAGAGCAGUGAUCGACGAGCUUCAAAAGAGUCUGCAGUUGUCAGGAGAACACGUGGAAGCUUCGAGGAUGACACUACAUAGGUUUGGUAAUACGUCGUCGUCUUCAUUGUGGUAUGAGCUUAGCUACAUUGAGGCUCAAGGGAGGAUGAAGAGAAGCGAUAGGGUUUGGCAGAUCGCAUUCGGAAGUGGAUUCAAGUGUAACUCCGCUGUGUGGAAAUGUAUCCGUACGAUCAAGACACCAACGGAUGGACCAUGGUCGGAUUGUAUCGAACGAUACCCCGUCUUUAUCCCUGAAGUUGUCAAACUAUGAAUAUAAAUAGUUUAUAAAAAAGGUAUCGGAAAACAGAGAAAAGAAAAAAAGCAAAAAGAUACGACGAAUCAAUUCAUAUCUGCGUUUACUUUUUCAUUUUGAGAGUUUUUUUAUUUAUUGUACUAUUUAGUUUUCAAUGAUGUGAGUUGUGAUUUAUCAAAUACUACGAUUUUAUUGCGGUGAGAAA
Messenger RNA from Camelina sativa (false flax), 1353 nucleotides. The record is from RefSeq and is a predicted model, not a curated record. NCBI's taxonomy places the organism in Eukaryota, Viridiplantae, Streptophyta, Magnoliopsida, Brassicales, Brassicaceae.